AUGAAAAAUAUAAAGUUAAUUAGUUUAUUAGCCGCCACUUUGCUAUUUACCCCGAUCUAUGGGAUCAAUUGUGAUAAUGAUGAGAUUUUGAAAAAAUACAAUUUAAGUAAAAACCCUGCAGUAAUGAGUGCAGUUAUUGAUAUCGAGACUCCACCAACACUAUCACAUCAAUCUAUUUGGUUCAAUCUUUGUGAUUCUAACAAAAAUGGAGAUAAGUCCCAAUUAUCUAAGAGUUGUAAUGGAAAUGAUAUGGUUUGUAUAUUUGAAGAGAUUGAAACAAUUUCUAAUAGUAAUGAAAAAAUGAUAUCUAAAUUAAUUGAUAUCCCAUAUUCUACUGAUUUCGAUGUCACAGGUUAUGAAAACGAUGGUGUAACUGUUAGUUUAAGUUUAGUAAAAUGGGGAAAACGUUAUUUAGAUGUACAAUUACAAUAUGUAUGUGAUAAUAGUUUGAAAAACGAUGAAAUAUCUCAAUAUAAUUGGAAUAAAGAUUUAAUUGAUUUACAGAUUAAAGGUCCUUCAGGGUGUUUGAAUGUAGACAACGGAGGUAAUGAUGUGAAUACUCCUCAAGAAACUAAAGGAACAUCAUUAUUUGGCUGGUUUAUUUGGCUAUUGAUCUAUGCGGUAUUAUUUAGUUUAACAUUUGUGGCAAUUACAUCUUAUUUAAAGACACGAGAAUCGGGCUCCUUUGAAGAAUUUCGUGAUGAAUUUGUCACUAGAUUAUCAGAUUUAGUAAGGUCAUUACCAGGUUUUGUUAAUGAAGUGAUUAAUAAAGUAAUUGGUCGUGGAUCAAUAAAUGGAUCCAUACGGGAAGGUUAUAGUGCUGUAUGA
Molecule: messenger RNA, 828 nt
Organism: Henningerozyma blattae CBS 6284
Lineage: Eukaryota; Fungi; Ascomycota; Saccharomycetes; Saccharomycetales; Saccharomycetaceae
Product: autophagy-related protein 27
Exons: 1
Coding region: 1-828 (275 amino acids)
Source: RefSeq, a predicted model, not a curated record